Molecule: messenger RNA, 810 nt
Organism: Ichthyophthirius multifiliis
Lineage: Eukaryota; Ciliophora; Oligohymenophorea; Hymenostomatida
Exons: 4
Biological process (GO): glycerol-3-phosphate metabolic process
Cellular component (GO): mitochondrion; glycerol-3-phosphate dehydrogenase (FAD) complex
Molecular function (GO): glycerol-3-phosphate dehydrogenase (quinone) activity
Source: RefSeq, a predicted model, not a curated record
AUGUGUAGGUGGUUCACAUAUAACUCUCCCGAGCAAAUAUGGAUCUAAAACCGAGCUUUGUUAAUCCCAUAAACAGAAGAUGGCCGUGUUUUAUUCGUUGCACCUUGGUAAAAGUAUUAAGUUAUAGGAACAACAGAAUAAUCAUUGGAUGAACCAAUAAUUGACCCAAAAGUAUAAGAAAAAGAAAUCUCCUUUAUGGCCAAAGAACUUUCUCAAAUUUAUACAGGAAUAUCAUAAGAAUAAAUUCAAAAAGAUAUCUCUAGUAAAUGGGCAGGAAUAAGGCCAUUAAUUUUAGAAAAUAAAACUCCAGGAUAACAUUAAGAUACUAAAGAAAUAGUUAGAAAACAUGUAAUUGAAGUAUCAGAUAAUGGUUUAAUAUCACUAAUGGGUGGAAAAUGGACUAUAUAUAGAAAAAUGGGAGAAGAAACAGUUAAUAAAAUAGAAGAAAUCAUAAAAAAACCAGAUUAAAAAAUUAAUAAUAAAAGCACAUGUAAUUUAAGAUUAUUAGGUGAAGCAAAUAAAGAUUAAAAAUAUAAAUUUCCUAAUAGGCAAGAAUAUAUAAAUACUUAUGCAGAAUUAUUAGCUAAGAAACAUGAUAUUUAAAUUAAUGUAGCUAAAUAUGAAAUGGCUUAAUAUCCGUCUGAUAUUCUUCUUAGAAGAAUGAGAUUAGGUUUCAUAGAUUCUAAAGCAAUGGAAAAAUCGAUUGAGACUGUAUGUGAAAUUUUCGCAAGUGAGUUAAAAUGGGAUAAAGAUAAAUUAGAAAAAUCUAAAAAAUAAUAUAAAUAAGAUAUAUAAAUGUUAGAAUUUUGA